AGCACUCGAGGUCUCCUCUAAGGCUUAGGCAUAGCAGGAGGAGUAGAAGAGACAGAAGCCCUUCUCCAUACUCAUCUCAUUCGUAUAGCAGGUGAUACCCGUAGUAUUUCUGCCUCUAUUCGUUUACAUUAGUUAUCAUUGGUUUAUACGCGAAAACAAUUGUAAGAAAGAAUUGGUGGAACACUGUUAUUAGAUAUGUAAAGUGUACAGAGUUAAGAUGAUAUCAUCUGAUCUUAUCAAUUGCUUUUCCUUAAGUUCCUACUUAUAUAUAUUGUCUACCCUUCUCUAAAAGAGAGUGCAAUGUCUGGAUUCUUCUGGCUCUCUAUCGUAAGCAUUUUUUGAGUGAUGGUUCUUAUUGGAGAUAUAUCGUAUCUAUUUGGCUGUUUUGAGCUGUGCUUAAAUUUGUGGUAAGAGAUUAUGUUUUAUGACCUGUGCUUUGCGGUUUUAGGCAAUGAAACCUGUAUAUUCAGUAAAGACGUAAGUUUAGCUGGGAUAUUAGCACUACUGAUAUUCUGAUCUAGUUUAUAUUCUAGCUGUAUGUCUAGAUGGCGUGAUUAUUUGUUAGGAUCAGUUUUAAGAGCAACUUUUAUGUUCUUUUAAAUGGAGUUUGUUAGCAAUCAAGAUAGAAAACCACCACAAUUCCUUAGGUAAGAUAAUAUAGUAAUUUGUUGAGAACAUGACUGAGAAGCUAGGAAAAUGAUACAUGCUCUUACCAUUAUAAAAAGCUCAAUUUCUUCCCCUUCCCACGGGAGGGGAAAUGAGCAGCUGAUGGAUUGCUGUUGGGUGUUCUUUCAUUGAUCCCUUGUCUCGUUAGCUUCUUCGUGUGAUAAAAGUUGGAGCUGAUUAUUCUUUACAGUGUAUGAGGCGAAAAAGUCGCUCUAUUUCUCCUAGGCGCCAUCGAAGUCGAUCUGUUAGUCCUAAGAGACGUUCUCCAACCCCAAAACGUUACAAAAGACAAAAGAAUAGGAGUUCAACUCCAUCUCCUGCAAAAGGAUCUCCUGCCGCAACCCUUGAGUCAGCUAAACAUAGAAAUGGAGAAAAACUUAAAAGAGAAGAGGAAGAGCGAAAAAGGCGACAGCAGGAAGCGGAACUGAAGCUAAUAGAGGAAGAAACAGUAAAACGGGUUGAAGAAGCUAUUCGAAAAAAGAUCGAGGAAAGCUUACAGUCUGAGAAAAUAAAAUUGGAAAUUCUAACGCUGUUGGAGGAAGGGCGAAAGAGACUUGAUGAAGAAGUCGCGGCUCAACUUGAGAAGGAGAAAGAGGCUUCUCUUAUUGAGGCUAAAGAAAAAGAGGGUGUUAUGCGGUGUUUGUCGCAGGAAAGAGAGCAACAAGAGAAAGAAGAGAGUGAGAGAAUAGCGGAGGAGAACCUUAAGAGAGUGGAAGAAGCUCAGAGAAAAGAAGCAAUGGAGAGGCAAAGGAAAGAGGAGGAGCGGUAUCGGGAGCUCGAGGAGCUGCAGCGACAGAAAGAAGAAGCAAUGCGAAGGAAGAAAGCGGAAGAGGAAGAAGAACGUCUCAAACAGAUGAAACUUUUGGGUAAAAACAAAUCACGCCCUAAAUUAUCUUUUGCCUUAAGCUCCAAGUGAAUGCAUGCAUGAAGAUAAAAGGAUUGUAAAGGAUGAUAUGCAUUUUCUUCCUCUCAAAGAUGCUUUAUGAUUAUUUUUAUUAUAGUGCUUCUUGUUGGAGCUUAAACUCUUCUAUGGCUUUUAAUUUUUUGUAAUUCUAGUUUCUCGUUUGUACUUUUACGUUAGGUUAAUGGUGAUGAAUGAUAAUAUAGCAAAAAUGAUUCAGAAAA
Molecule: messenger RNA, 1791 nt
Organism: Arabidopsis lyrata subsp. lyrata
Lineage: Eukaryota; Viridiplantae; Streptophyta; Magnoliopsida; Brassicales; Brassicaceae
Exons: 4
Coding region: 860-1582 (240 amino acids)
Cellular component (GO): mitochondrion; nucleoplasm
Molecular function (GO): cadherin binding
Source: RefSeq, a predicted model, not a curated record